Stylonychia lemnae is the source of this 462-nucleotide messenger RNA. NCBI's taxonomy places the organism in Eukaryota, Ciliophora, Spirotrichea, Sporadotrichida, Oxytrichidae. The record is from the annotation of a GenBank genome assembly.
AUGAUGAAUGGAGUAAUCGGAUUGACAAGUUGCGAUUAGAAUUCUCAAUGUGCUUAUGGCUGUUGCUCCUAAUCUGCAAACUUUUGUAUUUAUAAUGGCACUUGUAAAGAUGCUUUGCCAGGUUGGGCUAUCUUUUUGAUUAUCUUUGUGAGUUCUAUUAGUUUAGCAAUUAUCAUCGUGAUUUGCAUUUCUUGUGUAGGGUUCAAAAAGAAAAAUAGAGCGAUGUUGUUAAAGUAGCAAUAACUACAAAAGUUGAGAGAGAAUUAACCUGAGCGCUAGUUUGGCGAUAUGGGAGGAUUUUCUCUUAAUCAGAAAGGAAAUAAUUACUAUUUCUAAUAUCCAAGCACCUUCGUGUUUCCAAGAGAAGCAUAAAAUGUUUAGCAGCCUAUUAUCGAAGCAUAAAAAGAGAGAUUAAUUAGUGAAGAUAUCGAAGAAGAAGAGGAAAAAUCUAUGCUUAUUUGA